Molecule: messenger RNA, 1745 nt
Organism: Morone saxatilis (striped sea-bass)
Lineage: Eukaryota; Metazoa; Chordata; Actinopteri; Moronidae
Gene: rassf10b
Product: Ras association domain family member 10b
Exons: 1
Coding region: 125-1474 (449 amino acids)
Biological process (GO): signal transduction
Source: RefSeq, a predicted model, not a curated record
CACAUUGGAAAUGAGUAUGGACACAGCUGCGCUUUUCUCCAAGACAUGCGGAUUUAAAUCUAUUUUGAGAAUGGCUUCUUUCUGACUUUUAUGUAAGAGAAGAACAGUUUAGCAGACCUUCACGAUGGAGUCGGAGGAGGGUAAGAUAUCAGUGUGGGUCUGCCGAGAGGAAAAGCUCAUCUACGGCUUGUCAAAGCGCACAACCUGCGCUGAUGUUGUCAAAGUGCUUCUGGAAGAACCAAACUCACAGCACGGCCUCUCCACGGCUUCCCCUUCUGGGUGCCCACAGUCUUACUGCGUCGUGGAGAAAUGGAGAGGUUUCGAAAGGAUUUUACCGAACAAAACCAAGAUUUUACGACUUUGGGUCGCGUGGGGAGAGGAGCAGAGGAACGUGAAGUUUGUGUUGGUGAAAAGUGAGGCGUCUUUGGCGAACCACGGAGCCCGGAGCGCAGAGGCGCGUGUGGUGCUCAGCAAACACAGCCCCUGUGUUACCAAGGGGACAGCGCGGUCUCCCGUGAGUGGCAUCUCACCUGAGAAACAGCGUCGGAUUGUGAGGAAAGCUUUCAGAAAGUUAGAGAAGCUCAACAAUAAGAAGAGGGCGCAUGCGGCGCACAGAGACGCGUCCUCUGCGGAAAAGAUGGAAACUUUGGCUCAUCUUGUGAUUUCUCAAGAUCACACAAUCCGCCAGCAGAUUCAGAGGAUUACAGAGCUGGACGCAGAGAUCGAAAGGUGCGAGGCAAAGGUGCAUUCUGACAGAAUGAAAAGACACGGGGUUAAUUAUGUGCAGGACACUUAUUUAGUGGAUGCUACUGCAGCCUCCAGCCGAGAGGGAGACAAACUGUGUUCAGCUGAGACUCUCGCCAAGUUUGAAGAGUAUGUCCGGCAGUGUGAGGAGGUGGUGAGACUACAAGAGGAGCUGUGGGAACAGGAAGCCCUUACAGACAUCCUCGUGAUGCAGGUGCAGGAGGAGCUGAACCACCGCUGGAUGCAGCGGAGGAAAGAGGAGCUGCGAAGCAAAGACACGGAGCCCGGCGAUGGCGCGUCGGCCCUCCUCAACACCGAGGCAGACGCAUCAGAAAACGAGCUGCUUUUGGAAAGGGAGAGGAUCAGAACACAGUUAGAUGCGAGUUUAUACAUCGGCCUGCGCCUCAACACGGAUUUAGAAGCUAUUAGGAGCGAUUUAGAGCUGACCCAGGAGAUUUGUGGGGCCAGGGAGAAGGAAAUGAGGGAUUUACUGGAGAAAGUGAACACGUUGGGCAUAGAGGAAGGGGCGGUCAGCGAGGAGACAUGUAGCUACGGGACAGAUGAUAAGACAGGGAUGAUGAGCACUUUGGAGAGGAAGAUCGAGUGGGUGGAGCAGGCCAGGGGUCUGUCAAAAACUCAGUGUGUGAACGACGACGACUCAGACACCGGCUUAAGUUCUCUGCACAGCCAGGACUCAGACAGCCACCCUGUGUGGGAGUCACUGGUUUAGGGUUUUUUCCAAGAAGGACACUCAUCUGACUGUUAAUCAUUUUUUAAACUCAAAAACGAAUGAACUUGUCUCAGGGAUCAUAAUGACUCUGAAACAAACGAAAAUUUACUAUAUUUCUACAUGGAUGAUAGUGAGUUUAAACUGGAUUUACAUUUGUAUGGCACCAUGAUAAUCCCCAUAAGUUACUAUUUUUAUAAAAACCUUCUUAAACUAGUUUAAAAGGGACUACGAUACUUUAUUGUUGGGGUAAUAAUCUCAUCAAGAAAGUUGU